Molecule: messenger RNA, 3357 nt
Organism: Spodoptera frugiperda (fall armyworm)
Lineage: Eukaryota; Metazoa; Arthropoda; Insecta; Lepidoptera; Noctuidae
Exons: 2
Coding region: 75-989 (304 amino acids)
Source: RefSeq, a predicted model, not a curated record
CGUGCAUCCACUAUCCUGGCGAGCUGUCAUAGUUCCUCGAGAGCUGGCUGCGAGCACUCGUCCUAAGUGGUGACAUGCUGAGGCACCGGGCCUUCGUCUUACUUACUGUCAUCAAUUUCGCCAUUCAAAUAUCAGCGGAACAAACAAUAUACUCCGAUGGCUGGAUUCCGAUGUCACACAAUGAUAUUUAUGAACAAAUAAGAAGAGGAGCAAUAACAACAACUGACUAUCCUGUUUACCUCCCUACAAAGACACGGGAUGAUUUUAAUAACAACUUGAAUUAUAAACAGAGGUCAAUUACUGAAAAAGAAAAUGAAAAUUUUAAAGAGACUGCUGCAAUGUUUAUGGAUCCUGAACCAGAUACCAUUAAAAUAGACAAACUCGAUCAAAUCACAGUUCACACUAAAGAAAAUGUAAGGAAAGCUAAAAAGGUAUGGAAUCCCAAUGUUGAUACUAGUGUCGACAGUGUUUUGGAGUUUCCAGAUGUUGAUUCCAAGACCGAUGUGUCAACAGAGAAGACCGUCGAUGUUAUAACAGCUGCAACAUCAAAUACUUACGAAGUGACUGAACAUAUUGAUACAUCGCCUGCCGAAGUAGACACAACAGAAAGCGCCGGCUACCAAUAUAAUCCGCCCACUGACGAAAACCAAAAUCUUACAUCCACAUUCUACCGAAUCCUGUCCAAAUACAAUAUCAAAACAGAGGAUAAACUGCCAAACUAUGAAUUAUCACUGCAGCGUAAAGUUCAAAAUCCCUCACGAGGUACGGAUAGGGUGCUUGUACCGUAUAGAUAUAACAGUUUAAAUCACUUGCCUGCAGACCCAUUGCUCGCCGUUUUCCUAUCCAACUAUGGGUUCUAUUUGCCAAGUUUGUAUGGGAUCAAAGCUAAUUACAAUAAUUUGUACGGUUAUCUGGCCUCUAAUAACAUUCAUAAUAACAGACCCUUCGGUUUGUAUAAAGUUUUCUCUGAUACUGAUUCAUGGAAUUAGCAGUUCAUCAGUUUAUGUUGUGCUUUCGUCAUUAUUAUUAUUUGUUUUGUUGAUGCUAAAAUUAGUUUUGAAAUGUUUGUUGUACAAACACUUAAACUAACUUAUUUUUAUCACAGUUGUGUUUGUGUUAGUGUACAAUGUUAUUGUGUUACCAAAAAUAAUUGUUUUAGUUUAGUACUAUCCAAAGUUGUGCGGCUUAUUACUAAGUCCUAUUCCCAGAAGGAGUUCAUAUAGCAAGUAGCAACACAUAUUACUAUGAUAUUUUUCUAUUUCGAAACUUUCUGUAGUAGCCCGAAGCAUAGAUAACUCGUUUUAUUGGUUAAAUGGGAUUAAAGACAUAACCGACAAAAGGGGGGUAACCUGUCCCACAUCGGAGCCAAACAGACAGGAACUUAUUAUGUUGUCGACCUCAUUUCUGAUGUUGAAUCACUGUUUCAAUAUUAUCUGUUCUUAUACAGAACAUUAAUAUUUACAUUGUCGAAGUUAUGAAUAACGGGCAGGAACAUUAUUUAUUAAAAAGUAUUUAAUAGGCAAACUUACCGUAGUUUACAACUUUUAAUCAGCGAAGAUAACUAACCCAACAUAAAGCCUUUAAAAUCCUUCACCAUUACAGAAUAACAAAAAAUUGGCAAAAGGACAUUUUUAAAAAAGCAAACCGAGUACCGCAUCCACUGCAUAAAGCGCGUCCAGUCAACAAUGGACGUUAUGUGUGAUAUCUUAAGAUUGUAAUUAGAUCGGGCUCGGUUAAAUAGAGGCUGGGAGCUUGGAGUAGUUCCAACAGCCACAGGCGUGACAGUUUCAUAGCGCGCUGUGAGAAGUUGCCUUUGUACAGGAGCCAGUUUGCACCACUUUUUAUAAUGCUUUUUACUCGUUAAACGUCCCGGAUUUUGUUUCUGAGACUUUAAAUCUUGUUAAUUUUGGAUUGUUUGUAAACUUUACCCGGCCAUAUUAAAGUUUAGCGAAAUUAUAGGACACUUUUGUUCGCCGCUGCAGUUAUUACGUGUUCUGUUGUUAGUACCGAGACUUGAAUUGUAAUUACCUCCUUUGUCAUGUAAAUGUACGUACAAUUCGACACAAAUUGUAAAAUAACACUGAAACCUAUUCAAUUUGCGGCGCGCAAUUGUAUUUUUUAUUACAAUCUUGUUGUGUUUGCAUUUGUUAUAAUAAUACUGAGUGAAAUAUUUCGUCAUUACAAUAUUUCGUUUCUAUUUGAAGUAAGCAAUUUAGGUAAGAAUACAUCUCAUCAAGACAUCACUUCAAACUUAAUGUUGGAGUUGACGAGGGGGGGAGGGCUCGGGGCAUGCCUCCGUCAAGGCGUCGAUCGGUUCGCAAUCAGGCGGCACAUUCUUAUAAACAUAUUUUCCGCAUGGAAGCCUCCAAUGAAGGAAACUUAAUAGAAUUGAUCGUAGAAAUUUAUUCCGUGAUUUAGUUUAAUAUCUCUCACGACGUACUUCGUUAAUAAACAUGUCUUGGUAUUUUAGUAUUGUAAUAAAUUAACCGACGGAACACGUUUACGGUUCAAUUAAACCACUUCAUUCAUUGCGUGUAAUGGUUAUGUUAACGUUCUAGUACAAAAGCAAUUUUCGUAUUCAUAACUCAUAAUACAGACAUGUUGGCACCUAGCUCGUUGGCUUUCAUUUAAAAAUUGAGCUAUAAAAACUGUGACUGCAUUUCAAGAAAAUCGUAUUGGAUAUUUUGGAACUGGUUCGUGAUUUAGCAAUGCAGUGUUUUACGGAAUGCAAGUAGCUUUAGUUGGAAAGAUUUCUGUGUGGAAUGUAUUGUUAGAGAGGCACAGUUGUGUCCAAUGUCCAUGUCCGGGGAGUAACUCAGUACUUGUGAAUAUUGUGCCCGCUGCGCUGCCACGCACACAGCGCGGCGCUGGAAUCACUCCAAGCCAAUAAAAUGGUGGCCGUGCACAAUUUGUUACUUCAUACGAGAAUACGAGAACUGCACACUUUUAAUAUAGUUCGCAUGCGUGCGUUCUUUGUUCGCAAAGUUUAUGCGAGACACAGGAUAACGGCGGCGUAGAAAACAAUGUUGUUUUCGAAUGGAACUACGUUUCAGCGGAAUUAAAUUAAUUUCACUACGAUAUUACAGAGUUGUUUGGUUUACACUCUUGUUAAAUACGUAAAUACAUUAUUCAAACAUUUGUUAUUUGUAUAGUAGUUCAAGAUGGUAAUACGAAUUUAACGUUAUUAUGUGUAUUACUGCCGCACUCAGAGACAUUAAGGGAUUAUUUAAACAAUUCUUUUAUAACGAUUUUAUCGAAAACGAUUGCUAAGGACCGGGUUAAACCAUUAACCAAAUGAUUCUGAAUACCGCGGUAAGCACUUAACCGUAAGAUUUUUUUAAGAGAAACAAAAAACAA